Messenger RNA from Monodelphis domestica (gray short-tailed opossum), 921 nucleotides. RefSeq names its product olfactory receptor 5AC1-like. Gene Ontology annotation, molecular function: G protein-coupled receptor activity; olfactory receptor activity. Lineage: Eukaryota; Metazoa; Chordata; Mammalia; Didelphimorphia; Didelphidae. Gene Ontology annotation, biological process: G protein-coupled receptor signaling pathway. Gene Ontology annotation, cellular component: membrane. The record is from RefSeq and is a predicted model, not a curated record.
AUGGCGGAGGAGAACAAGACAGUGACAGCGUUUAUUCUCACAGGACUCACAGAUCUCCCUGAGCUUCAAAUCCCUCUCUUCUUGGUGUUUUUGUUGAUUUACCUCACAACCAUGGUGGGGAAUAUUGGGCUGAUUUUGCUUGUUUGGAUGGACUCUCACCUUCACACACCCAUGUACUUAUUUCUCAGUAGUUUAGCUUUUUCAGAUGCACUGACUUCUUCUUCAGUGACCCCUAAGAUGCUGGUGAAUUUUUGUACUAAGAGCAAAAUUAUAUCCCUUUUUGAAUGCAUGGCCCAAUUUUAUUUUUUUGGUGCCAGUGCAACCACAGAAUGUUUCCUGUUAGCUAUGAUGGCUUAUGACCGAUAUGUAGCCAUAUGCAACCCUCUCCUUUAUCCAGUGAGGAUGUCCAACAGAUUAUGCAGCCAACUGGUGAUUACUUCAAAUAUAGUUGGCUUUCUUCAUUCAAUGAUUCAUGUGAGUUUGUUAUUCAGAUUAACCUUCUGCAAAUCAACUAGAAUACAUUAUUUCUAUUGCGAAAUUUUACAAUUGUUUAAAAUUUCUUGUACUGACUCAUCGAUUAACACACUGGUGGUUUUUGUUUUCUCUGCCUUUAUUCAAACUUUCACUUUUAUGAUCAUUAUAAUCUCUUAUGUCUACGUCCUCUCUGCUAUCCUGAGGAUUAAAUCUGAAAACGGAAGGAGCAAAGCCUUUUCAACAUGUAGUGCCCAUCUACUCUCUGUCUCCUUAUUCUAUGGAACUCUUUUCUUUAUGUAUGUGCGUCCUGGGUCUGGUGCUGCUAAAGAUCAGGAUGUAAUGUAUUCCUUGUUUUACACUAUCAUAAUUCCCCUGUUAAACCCAUUUAUCUAUAGUUUGAGAAACAAAGAAGUCCUCAGUUCCCUGAAAAAAGUAAUAAAGAAAUAG